Molecule: messenger RNA, 849 nt
Organism: Apodemus sylvaticus (European woodmouse)
Lineage: Eukaryota; Metazoa; Chordata; Mammalia; Rodentia; Muridae
Product: olfactory receptor 14J1-like
Exons: 1
Coding region: 1-849 (282 amino acids)
Biological process (GO): G protein-coupled receptor signaling pathway
Cellular component (GO): membrane
Molecular function (GO): olfactory receptor activity; G protein-coupled receptor activity
Source: RefSeq, a predicted model, not a curated record
AUGAACGGAUUUCUCCUCAUGUGGUUCUCUGACAAGCAUGAGCUGCAGAUCUUGCAUUCUUUGUUCUUCUUGGUGGCACACCUAUUUGGCUCAGCAGGGAACUUCAUCAUUAUCACCAUCACAACACUGGACCCACAGCUCCAGUCUCCAAUGUAUUACUUUCUGAAGCACCUUUCCAUUCUGGACUUCUCAUCCCUCUCUGUCACAGUUCCCCAGUAUGUUGACAGUUCCCUGGCAGGAAGUGGAUACAUUUCAUACGGACAGUGCCUGCUGCAGAUUUUUUUCUUCACAGGUUUUGCCAGUAGUGAGAUGGCCAUUCUCAUAGUGAUAUCUUAUGGCCGCUAUAUGGCCAUCUGCCUCCCACUGCACUAUGAGAUUAUCAUGAAUCCUAGAAAGUGCACCUUUGCUGUGGCAGCUGUGUGGCUAUGUGGAGGCAUCACAGGUUUAUUAUACAUAGCAAGUAUGCUCUCUAUCAGAUUCUGUGGAGACAGAAUAAUUCACCAACUCUUCUGUGAUGUCCCCCAGUUGCUUAACCUCUCCUGCUCUAAUGAUCACAUUGUAACAAUGGGAGUGGCUGAUUUCCUGUCUGCAAUGGCCUUUGCCUGCUUUAUUGGGAUUGUCAUCUCCUAUGUCCACAUAUUCUCCACAGUUCUCAGGAUGCCCUCUGCUGAAAGCAGGUCUAAGGUCUUUACUUGCCUACCCCAUCUUUUUGUUGUUUCAUUGUUUAUUUCUACAGGAACCUUUGCAUAUCUAACCCCAGCCUCAGACUCUCCCAUUCCUUUGAGGUUUUAUUCUCUAUCUUUUACACAGUACUGCCUCCAACUCUCAACCCUGUUAUUUAUAGUCUGA